GAAAAUUUAAUUGAAUUUUCAGUUUAAAAAAUUGAAAGAAUUUUUAAUUGUUUUAAGAAACAUUUUGAGACAAUUUAACUGAAAAUUUUAAAAAUUCAGUAAAAUUCAAGACCAAGCCCUCUCCCCCCCCAAAAUAACUGAGCAUUGCAAAGGUUGCAAGACUGGCAGAUUUCAAACCCUAAGGGAACUCUAAAUACUUAGUCAAUUUUUGUCUGCACUAGUUCAAACCCUCUAUUUUGUAUUUCCCUUCACUUUUUAUGUACAUGGUAGUGUACACAAAUGUUGACCCAAAAUUCCAACAACUAUUGGCUGCUCUACAGUUGGGAAAAGGGCCACUGGGGUUCCCAGUCUUUGCUCAGGUGGAGACCCCGGAGGGAGUCCCAAUAGCUGGUUCUCAAACAUUUUGGUACCAGGAUCCCUUUACCUUAUACUCUUAAAAUGACUGAGGACCCCAAAGAGAUUUGCUUUACGUGGGUUAUAGCUAUUGAUAUUUGCUGUGUUAGAAAUUAAAACUAAGAAAUGUUAAAACGUUUAGUUAUUUAACACACACACAUACACACACCCUGGAAGAUCUGAGGAGGACUUGGUGGUUGUCUGGCUCCUUCAGGGCACGGGGGCAUUUGACGGCCUGCAGCAUAAGAACAGUCCCAUGUGCUGGCUGGCCCCAUGCCGUUGGCUGCUGAACCCACUGAAGGCCUGUGGUGGGACAGCACCUGCUGAGGGGCUGGGAAGGCUCUACUUGUGCUUUGUCUGAGUAGGUGGUCAUCUUGCAAAGCAACUUUCUUUUGAGAAAUUACUCUUUCAGCACCGAUGUGAGGUACUCAGAAAGGCUUCUGGCAGGGAAUAAGAGUUAUACAAUCUUCUCUGGAUAUUUCCAAAACAAGGAAAACAUUCAUAUGAAAUGGACAUUUUUAUCAGCAUUACAUCACCUCGAUGGCAAGAUGUACCCCUUGUUAAAGCUAAAGUCAGCCAAACCUGUCUUUAGGAAACUACCUUUUUCUUAUGAAAAAGUGUAACAUCCCUGGAUCCUCUUCAACUGACUGAAAAACUUCCCUGCUAAACAAUCAACAUAACUGCUAAAGAUAAUUGUUUUAAAAUGCUUUAAGACUAUACUGAGGUAAUGUAGAAGAAAUUGACCGGCAGUUUGCAAUUUUAAAAGAAAAGGAAUGGAAUGACUGCAGAAACAAAAAAUACCUGGGCCUCCAUUCCAUCAUGCCUCCUGUCAGCCAGCACUUGGACGUCCCUUCCCAGGGCUGGGCUGCAGAGGGAGAGAAACAAGCUAGCAGAGGCAAGUUUUUACUUGCUGAGCCAGAUCCAGUUCUAACCUUCUUUGCAGCUCCCAGCCCACCUCGGAAACGUGACUGGGGGUGGAGGAGGAAGGAGCAGCGGCAGUAUUCCCUUCCCAAGGACACUGGCUGAGUACAGGAGAGCUCUCCUCAGAUUAAAGAAGCCCCUGGACUGGACCAGAAGAGCCCCACUUCCAGGGGAGAAAAACUUCAUGCUGGGAUAGGUGCUUCUGUGUGCCAGGAACAAAACAGGCAAGAGAGCAGGCUAAGCACAAAACGAAGCCAUUAUGAGGGAUUCUGUUCAGAUGGUGACCCUGUGGGGAAAAGAAGCCCCUCCCCACAGCAUCACAGCUAUCCUCAUCACAGAUGACCAGAGAACAAUCGUCACAGGGAGUCACGAAGGCCAAGUCUGUCUUUGGGACCUGCUGCCAGACCUCCAGAUGUCAUCAAGGCAGAUGCUGUUGGGGCAUACGGCAUCAGUGAUGUGUUUGGCGAAGGCAAGAGAUUUUGAGAAGCAACUGUACGUGGUCAGUGCUACUGAGAACGGAGAGAUGAGCAUUUGGGACAUCACCAGUGGACGGUGUGUAGAGAAUACAAGGCUUCCAUUUCGGCACACAGCCAUCUGUUAUUACCACAGCUCAUUUCGCAUGGCAGGAGAGGGCUGGCUGGUCUGUUGUGGGCAGUAUAACGACAUCCUCAUUAUUGAUGCGAUAACCCUGGUUGUGCUUCACACAUUAACCUCUUCUUCCUCUUCAGACUGGAUCAGCUGUAUGUGUUUAGUGCAUUCUCUGAGGAUUCAAGAGGAUUCUUUACUAGCCGUAUCUGCAGCAGGAGACCUUAAAGCCUGGGAUUUGUCAUCUUCGAUCAGCAAGAUACAGGAAAAGCAGAACGUUUCUGAGAGAGAAUGCCAGCCUCUGGGCUGCACACUCUGCAAUGCAAUCCGAUUUUGCACUUAUACAGAGAGGCUUCUCUUAGUUGUAUUCUCCACCUGCUGGAAGGUGUAUGAUUACUGUGACUUUUGCUUGCUGUGGACUGAGUUUAGCCCAAGCAGCCAGACCUUGGCAGGAGGGGAAAUCCUUGCUGCUCAUAGGUUGAUCAUUUGGACAGAAGAUGGGCAUGGCUACAUCUAUCAACUGGUGAACAGUGGCCUUUCACGGAGCAUCCAGCCAUCCAAAGGAAGGGUGCUGAAAGAAACAGUUCAUCCUGUUUUACUCUCUUCUACUGAGGUACAAGGCAACAAAAGUUUUUCUUACAUCAUGGGCUUCAUGAACGAAAGGAAGGAACCCUUUUACAAGAUUCUUUAUUCUGGACAAGCUUCUGGGAGGAUUACUUUAUGGCAUGUUCCUGAUGUGCCUGUUUCAACUCUAGAUGGCUCUCCAAAAGUGAUCCCAGUAGCAGCAUCCAGGACUCUGCAGGAUAACUUUAACAUCUACUGUCCGAUAGCUGAAGGUAUCCCUGAUCACCCCUGGGGAGUUCCCAUUACAGUUUCUACAUACAUUCCCAGCCUCCAGAAGUUGGUCUGUGGAUAUAAAGAUGGCAGAAUUAUCACAGUACCAGCUUUGCAUGCUGCGAAGGCCAGACUGUUGGGAGAGGGUUCUGUGCAGAAAGACGACGCUGCGCCCUGUGUGCUGAGCAGCGGCAGCAGCGUGACGGCCCUGCUGGUGCUGCCCGGCCGGCCAGCGCCCUGCUGGCUGCUCUCCGGGAGCCGGGAUUCCUGUGUCAUCUGGUGGGACAUCUUCACUGGGGAGGCGCUGCACCGCUUCGCGCUGGAUGCGGGGCCCGUUGACCGCCUGCUCCUCUCGCCGGACAGCUGCAGGCGGAAAGGUCACCGCCUCGUAUGCUGCGUGUGUAGCGACCACUCCGUUGUUCUUUUGCACGUCCAAGAGCGUGCCUGCCUUAUGCGUGCCAGGAAACACCUUUUUCCCGUGACAGCAUUACGAUGGCACCCCAUGGAGAAUCUGCUGGUUGUGGGGUGUGAAAAUGAUUCGGUCUACGUUUGGGACAUUGAAACAGGAAGUCUAGAGCGCCACGAAAGUGGGGAGACGGCCAAAGCGAUCCUUGCUUCCUGUGAAGAUUCUGGUCUUAUGGCCGAUCCUCUUUAUGCAGCCUGGGAAGAAGAUGGCCAGCGAGAGAAAGAUCUGGGUGGCUCAUUGUCCAGCUCCUCUGCCUUUGGCAGUUUUUCCUGCAACAGGCUCGCUCAUCAAAGAAGGUCUUUUUGUCGUCAGUUAACUACUCUCUGCUGGGCUCAGGGGCCUUUUGCUGUUUGGCCAUUGAGGGCAACAUGGGAGAGCAUCAGUGUCAACAUGCUCCUUUUUGAUUUGGAAGGGCUAGUGGAAUUGCUCUGCUCCUCUCAGGCCAAUGGACUGAAGUCCUCCAAUUCCUUCAGUACUAUCGACACUUUAAAGAGAGCCAGAAAUGCAACAGAGAAAAGGACAUUAAUGUUACAGAGAAACAGAACUUCCGGAUCCCUCUUUCCAGUGGAUGGGCAGGUCAGAGCGGCUAGCGAAGAACAAGACUUUGGGGAGGUGCAUACAAGUGGAACCCUGGAACAAAGUGAUGGCAUCAAAAGACGCAAAAAAGCAAAGAGUUCCAAGAAGAUUAAAAGGCAGUCCUCUAGAAAACCCAGCCCAACUGUUGCCACCGAGGCAGCCAAACUCCUUUUGUCCUGUUUUUUCCCCUGGGGUGUGAACAGAGAGUUGGAUGGUCUUUGUGUUCAGUAUUUAGGUAUCUUGAGACUUUUCUCUCCUGUCUCCUUUGGACUGCUUUCAAAAAACAAUUAUCUUACUCUGAUGUUACCAGGAUGGAACAGUGCUAAUCCUGAGAGGAUGGAAAAGCAGCAGGAGGCAGUCAAUCUAUUUUCUAGCAAAGUGCUGCAUUUACACAGUAAAUACUAUAGUGUAACCCAAGAGCAAGCAGGCAAGAAGAAUGGAUGGAGAAAUACUGUUACUUCUACAGAACAAAGGCUAGUUUUGGCUUAUUUGUUGAGCAGGAUGUCUUUAGUUCAAAGGAUAAUUAACAGGCCUUCUGAAAAGUCCAGCCUCAUGAAGCGCAACAAAUGGAGACCUGCAGCAUCUCUGGUCUUGGAUGAUCUUAACCUAGAGUCUUCUCCACACAUAUUGAGGUUUCCUGUUUGUGAGGCAGAUAAUCGUUCAUUUGUCAAGCUAAUUUCUUGCUGGAGAGACCAAUCCAUAGAGGUGAUGGAGGCCACUCAGGCAACUUUGCUGGCUGAAGUGGAACAGAGCAUGCAGCAGAAGACCUUGGCUGGAGGCUGUGGGCAAACCAAUUCUACCAGAUGGGGGUCAGCGGGGGCCAAGAACCCCCCUUCACUGGGUACAGCUUUUGGUACCAUGGGCAUGAUCAACUGUGAGAGCUGCAUAACCACACCAAAUGUUGAAGAUGGGGAAGGUUCUGCAGAGGAACUGGGGGUUCCAGGUGUAAACAAGCCACUUCCUUGGAUAUCCAAACUGUGUUCCUGCAAGGUGUGUUAGAAGAGUGGUUGAAUUUCCCCAUGAGAAGAAUUGUUGCAGACAUAGAAGUGUCUCCAUUAUGUUUGGCUGAUGCUGGCUUGGGUAGCCCUCCAGUUUUCUUCUCAGCUUACUCCUACAUCUCUUCCUUCAAAUAUACUCUGACUGCCAUUGCAAGAACUCUGGAACACCAAGAUUAGAUUGACACACACUCCCCAACCCUGCUGACCUAUUGCAGAUUACUGAAGACCUGGGCUUGCUUCAGGCCUUGAGGCAGGAGGUUUGUGUCAAUUGUCAGGUUUAUCCUCAUCAAUCACUGUAGGUUUUUAUCUUUUGAUGUUGUUUUUUUAAGAGUUAAGACAACUUACAGAACAUGCCAAAAUCCAUUUAAGAAUGAGACUGCAAGCCCUGGAAAGUAAGAAGUCACGGUAGGUCUUGCACUGUCCUUGGGGUGCUUCAUUCUCAGUUGUCUAUUUUCACUGCUAGAUCCCAUCCUGGGCCUGUUUCAAAAGCUUCUCUCUAACUUCUCAAGUACUUGGAAUUUGCUUCACAAAUUCUGUAAGUUUGAGAUGGGGAAAAUAUCUUAUUAACAACCACGUAAGCUUAAAAUUUUAAUUUGUAGUAGUUUACCAUUUGAUGGUCUUUAAAACAUUGCAAGUGAUUAAAAGCAGCAUAAAAAUAAAUACAGUCAGUAAAGGGCCUCAUGCAUUCUUAGUGGCUGCUGGUUAAUCCAAGGUCUAGGUAGUGGACAUGAAUGCUCAGGCACUGAACACCUCCUUGGCAAGGAAAGGCAACUUCCCUUUAGGGUAAAUUGUAAUUCAUUAUUCUGUAAUUAAAUUAAACAUCUGUGACUAACAGUAUCCCAAUUUGUCUGCAGGGCAUUAGAGCUCCAUGGCCCUGUUUGUCUUCUGUAAGUAAGGCAGGCAUUGGUGGUGAAACUGGCCAAGCAUGCAGCAAAAUAUUUCCUCUUUCUAUUUCUGGUCUGUCACAAGAGGAGAAGAUAAAGAAAUAAUAGAUUCAUGGAGGUUUAACACAUUUUAUCUUGUUCUGAUUGCAUGUCUGUUUGUUUAUACAAUGUAUAGGCCUCCCAUCUUACCUCAAGGUAACUCUACUUAGAAUCAUACAUCAUGUUCCCGAAGGAUAUGAGAGAAAGACUGGGAGACAGGAGCCUGCUUGUUAACGGAAGUACGAGGGCUGAUAUAUUGCAAGAGAGAUUUGGUGACAUCCCUCUAGAACUCUGUUUGGUGGCUUUCAUCAGGAUAAUGUUGCUAGUGAAGGGAGUGGGGAGAACCAAGGUCCAUUUAUCCUUUCUGGAGAACCAGAUGGCUUCACUCCCAUAAGUGGAUACAUGGAUGCCCGUUUGGCAGCUUCAGGGAGGAAUAUUUUUUUUUUGCAAAGCAACUUACUCCAUGGGGCAACUAGCUUAGCUGCCUCUCAGUUCACUGUGGAUGUUUCCUAAGGUGUACCCAUUUGGCUUCCUGUAUUUUUUAUUUCAUUUUCAGUUGUUACUCUGUUCCUGGGAGCUUUGCAGCACUCUGGAAGGAUCUGACCGUACUUAGCACACUGUUGCAAACAACAAUCCUACCUGCUCCAGUCUGAGAGAAGCUCCCAGCCGCAAAUGUCUUUCCAUCUGAAGUUCUUGUGGAAGCCAACCUGUCUGUCCUCAGAAGGAAGGCUAUGUUGCCUGGCUAGAGAAGCUCCGUUCCCCUCAGGCAGGCAGGCAGGCAGGCAGGCAAGGCAGGCAGGCAAAAGAUGAGGUAGGCAGGCAAGAAGCCCUUCUACUACCCCCUCGUGGGGGCAUGUUUAGAUAAAAUGGAUCACAGCUCUGUCCUAUGACAGGGCUUUCUCUGGCAUUCGAGGUUGUUCAGAGCUGGCAGUGAGUUGAUAGGAUGAUUGUCAAGUUAUUAUUGACAUAUGUUCAGGUAAAUAUAAAAGAUCACCUAUAAAAUAAAAAUGACUUUUGGGAUGAAAGAAAAUAUUAGGAAAGAUGAUGUGGAUCGACAAUCCCUCUGACAAUUUUUGCUCUGUGAAACUGACUAGUCCAUCUUGGUCACCAAAUCCCUACAUGGGUAGAAAAUGAUAUGAAAAGUGAGAGCAGGCAAAUAGGAACCAGAGGUGAUAGGGAAUAGAAUAGAAAAUAGAAUAGAAAAUAGAAUAGAAUAGAAUAGAAUAGAAUAGAAUAGAAUAGAAUAGAAUAGAAUAGAAUAGAAUAGAAUAGAAUAGAAUAGAAUAGAAUAGAAUAGAAUAACAGAGUUGGAAGGGACCUUGGAGGUCUUCUAGUUCAACCCAACCUUAGGCAGGAAACCCUACACCACUUCAGACAAAUGGUUAUCCAGCAUCUUAAAAAUUUCCAGUGUUGAAGCAUUAUGGCCAAUUGUUUUCUGGGAUUGAACCCAGCAGAGGAUAAUGUCCUGAUUAUAACUGAAUACUUGUAUUGCCAAAUUAGCCAUUCAAACCUGUGUACUUCUCAAAUGUCAAUGGUUUGAAUGUAGUGACCCUGAUGGCUUCCGCACAACAGUUUUCCUGUAUAUUCACUCUUAAAAAGAUAUACAUGUUUGUAAAGAGUCCCCAUGGAAAUGGUUUUAGGUGGGCCAUUAUCUUGAUAGUUUGCAAUUGGCCUCAAUAAGAUGCUAGUUUGGAUGACUCAGGUCAGGCCUCUGUGUUGGCUGGCUUGUGUUCAGUGACCCUGUUCCAAAAGUACAUUGUUAGAAAACCCAUUAUGAACACUGCACACACUCGGGAGAAGUGGCAGUUUUGCAGAUUGAUGGUGUGAUGUUGCCACUUUAGAGAAAAGGAUCCAUGAAUUAUUGAAAUAUGAGUUAAUGUUGCUUGAUUCUCCAAUGAGACUGGUGCUAUUUAAUGGCAUUUUUAAGGUCCUUCUGAGGGAAAGAGAAAACAAUAAGAGUCUUACUUCACCUUGGGCAGAUGCAAGUUUUCAAAUGUUUGAUAAGCAAGAACUGUAUUUGUUUUUACUAAAUGUAUUUGUAAUGGAGUGUAGCAGGGGAAGAGCUUGUAAAAACAUAGUAUAAACACAAAAGUUGUUUAAUGUUUUUUAAAAAGCCUAACUACUAACUGCUGCAAGAGGCAAAGCCCUUGGCAGGUUUAAAUAAAGCCUGCAGGCCAAUUUA
Molecule: messenger RNA, 7878 nt
Organism: Pantherophis guttatus
Lineage: Eukaryota; Metazoa; Chordata; Lepidosauria; Squamata; Colubridae
Source: RefSeq, a predicted model, not a curated record